UCCCGCCCCCAUCCCUCCACUCCGGCAGCAGCAGUAGCAGCAGCAUCGAGAGCGUCGUCCCUGGGAAGACACCCCGGCUUGGCCGCCGCUGCUCUUUCCUUCUGGGUCCGGCGCUGGGCACGGCGUCGGGUCCGGGCCGGUGCGGCUGCUGGGAGCCCCCGGGGGGCAUGGCGGAGGGCAGCCCCGGACUCCCCGCCUCGGGCUCGCCCCGGCCCGGGCCCCACGACGCCCCCCGCAAGCCCCCAGGAGGCGGAGAGCCCGAGGAAGAAGCCGAGGAAGCGGCCACGGCGUGCAGCAGCCGAGACCCUUCCUCCGAAAGGGAGGCCAGGAGCGCCCCCGCCGCCGGCAUCAUGAAGGAUGGGUCCCGCCAGCGUCCCCUUCAACAGAAGAAGAAGACUGUCUCCUUCAGUACUAUGCCCAGCAACCGCAAACUCAGCAGCACGGCUGCUUGCAUUUCCUUCAUGCUUGAGGGCUGUGAAAUGAAGAAGGUGCGUUCCAACUCUCGCAUGUACAGCCGAUUCUUUGUACUGGACACAGACUUGCGCUUCAUGCACUGGGAACCUUCUAAGAAGGACUCGGAAAAAGCCAAAAUAGAGAUCAAGUCAGUAAAGGAAGUACGAGUUGGGAAGAAAACACCUGUGCUGCGCUCCAAUGGUCUCUCAGAUCAGUUCCCAGAUGAAUGUGCCUUCUCCAUCAUCUAUGGAGACAACUAUGAGUCUUUGGAUCUGGUGGCCUGUUCAGUUGACGUGGUGAAUGCAUGGGUAAUGGGUCUGCGGUAUUUGGCCUCUUAUGGGAAACACACCCUGGAGGAGACCCCUGAGGCUGGACACCCCAAUCCCCGCACCUCCUGGAUCUCCUCUGUCUUUGAGAUUGCGGACCUACAAAAGGAAGGCCGGAUCCCAAUUUCCCGGGCUGUGCAGCUUAUCCAAGCACUCAACCCUGGCAUGAAAGUUUCAACAAUUGAACUGAAGUUCAAAGAACUGCAGAAAGCAGCCCUUGAGCGGGUUGGAGAAGAAGUGAACUGUGAGGUCUUUGUGGAAGCCUACUGUGAGUUGUGCACCAGGCCAGAGGUUUUCUUCCUCUUGGUCCAGUUUUCCAGCAACAAGGAGUACAUGGGCUUGAAGGAUUUAAUGAGCUUUUUAGAAGCAGAGCAGGGCAUGGAAGGAGUGACGGAGCAGAUGUGCAGGGAAAUCAUCACCAAAUACGAGCCGUCAAAAGAAGGACGGGAAAAGGGCUACUUGGCUGUUGAUGGCUUCACUCGCUACCUCCUCUCUGCAGACUGUGACAUAUUUGACCCACAGCACCGCAAAGUCUGUCAGGACAUGAGCCAGCCACUGUCCCAUUACUUCAUUAGCUCCGCACAUGGAGCAUGUCUGGCAGAGGACAGCUGUUUUUGGGGUGGUUCCACUUCAGACAUUGGGGGCUAUGUGGCAGCUCUCAAGGCUGGUUGCCGUAGCUUGGAACUAGUAGUGAGUGAUGGCCCAUCUGGAGAGCCAGUAGUUGGUGCCGGGACACGUCUGGCUUUCUCCAGGGUGGUGAGUGCUGUUGCUGAGCAUGCUUUCGAGAGCUCAGAAUUUCCUCUCAUCCUGUGUCUCUCUGUGCGCUGUUGUGUAGCCCAGCAGAGGCUUGUGGCUGAACACUUGAGGAAGACCCUUGGAGACAAACUGUACCUAACACCCCCCAACUCCAAUGAGGUCUAUCUUCCUUCUCCAGAAAAACUCAAGGGAUACAUUCUCAUCAAAAGCCGGAAGCUUCAUCCCAGGUGCCAGUUGAGUGAAGGGGAUGUCUCUGAUGAUGAGGAGACUAUGGAGCUGGGUUUGCCACUCAGUGAGGAGCACCAGGAUCAGCCCCGCUGCCGGCAGGUCUUAUGCCGUGAGCUCUCCGAUCUAGUGAGCUUGUGCCAGGCAGUGACUUUUCAGAGCUUUGAGGCCUCCCGGCGGGGCCAGUACUAUUGGGAAGUUUGCUCCUUUAGUGAAGUGGAGGCCGGUCGCUAUGCCAAUGAGGAGCCAGAGGAUUUUGUGGCCUAUAACAAGCGCUUCCUGUCACGAGUUUAUCCCAGCCCCAUGCGCAUUGAUGCCAGCAACAUGAACCCUCAGGACUUCUGGAAGUGUGGCUGCCAGAUGGUUGCCAUGAACUACCAAACACCAGGCCUCAUGAUGGACCUGAAUGCUGGCUGGUUCCACCAAAAUGGGGGUUGUGGCUAUGUGCUCAGACCAGCCAUUAUGCGUGAGGAAGUAUCCUAUUUCAGUGCAAACACUAAGGACACCUUACCUGGUAUCUCAGCCCAAUUGUUGCACCUCAAGAUCAUCAGUGGUCAAAAUCUUCCCAAACCAAAGGGCUCUGGGGCCAAAGGUGAUGUGGUGGAGCCAUAUGUUUGUGCUGAGAUGCAUGGUAUUCCUGCUGACUGUGCUGAAAAGCGCACCAAGACAGUGGUGCAAAGUGGUGACAAUCCGGUCUUUGAAGAGACCCUGGAAUUCCAGGUGAACCUCCCUGAACUGGCGAUCCUCCGGUUCAUGGUGCUAGAUGAUGAUUACAUUGGAGAUGAGUUCAUUGCACAGUAUACCAUCCCCUUUGAGUGCCUCCAGAUGGGCUACCGUCACGUUCCCCUUCAGUCCCUCGCUGGCGAGCCUCUUCCCAAUGCCACCUUGUUUGUCCAUGUGGCCAUCACCAACCGGCGGGGUGGAGGCAAAGCACACCGCCGGGGCCUCUCGGGACGCAAGGGGCGGCGCUUGCGAGAGUAUACAUCCACCAAGGCCAUGGGAAUCAAGGCCAUUGAUGAGGUGUUCCGCACUGCCACUCAGCCACUGCGAGAGGCCACAGACCUGCGGGAGAACAUGCAGAAUGCUCUGGUCUCCUUCAAAGAACUGUGCGGCUUAACACCAGCAGCCAACAUCAAGCAGUGCAUCCUAAAGUUGGCCACAUGGCUCCAGCCCAGCGAAAAAGAGAGCCCCCCGGCAGUCACCUUGAAUCUAGGAGAGGAGUACCCAUCCAUGGAAGCCCAAGGGCCUGUCCCAGAGCUCCUGAGGAAAGUGCUUGCUGCUUUUGACACUAUGAUCCAGACAAGCCGGACACUAAUUGAGUCAGCAGAUGCUGUUCAUGCCAAGAUUAUCCAGGUGCAACAAACAGGGAUGGGUUUUCACAAGGAGCUUCAUCGCUUGGAAACAAAGGAAGGCCUGAAAGGACGGAAGAUGCAGAAAGCUCUAGAGAGUUUUGCCUGGAAUAUCACCGUCCUCAAGGGCCAGGCUGACUUGCUCAAACACUCCAAGGCAGAAGCACUAGAUACGUUGUGGCAGAUACACAAUGCUGCACAGUCCUGUGGCAUUGGGCAGAAUGGAGCCGCCUCUCCUGACCUCUUUCGUGGCCGAACUGUUCUCGACCCCAUCCCAGAAACUGAAGGACCCAGCGAUGCAGGAUCUUGCUGACUUUGGAUGGCUAAAUGCAAGGGAAAAGAGAGGACCUGCGGUCAGAGUGGGUGCCAUAAAGAAACACUGACAUGUGGCGGAAUUGUUUAACAAGAGAGACAAAGGCACAUGAAGUGCAGUUUUCCUUCUGACCUGAAAAGCAAAUGGAAGAGUGACAUUAAGUUUCCAAGUAUUCAUGUGUGUUACAAGCACUUAGAUUUCCUUAUCACAAAAUGUAGAGGCUGCUCUACAUCUUUUGAAUGUGCAGAUUAUGGGAUGGUGGUAAGAGACAGAUUUUACCCUUUCGCUCAGGCAAAACCCAUGAAAGAAAAUACAUAUAGUGUAAUGGGACUUUUUCCUGUGUAUUUUGGUGAAACUGGAAAGAAGGCUGUCCAUAGCCAGAAAAGGCUGCCCAUCUAAUUUUUUGGGCCAACAAAUAGGUUUUACUUGGAAACCUUUAGAGAGUGUCAUAGAGGCUCAUAUUUGACCCACUCUGGCCUUCUGGUGUAAGGAAAUGUCCUUACCAGAGCUUCUGGAAUUCGUUCCUCUUAGCUAGAAUUGAGUUUGGCUACAAAGGCUGAAUCUGCUGGACAUAUCCUAGAAUUCUUGAUUCAAAUGGGCUUAUGUAGGUUGACCUGAAACAGGAGUAGGGUGUAGCUCUCCUCCAAAUAUUUUGGGCUACGGUUCCUGUAGUCUCUUACCUUUGGUGAGGCAGCAUAGAUCUAGUGGGAAUUAGGCUAAAACAUGAGGAGCCAAACACUUCCCACUCCUUUCAUGGCAUUUUGUACUUUAUGACAAUAACUGGGUGAGGAUGUCCUCUGGGGUUUUGGAUUUUCUUGGACUGAGUCCACAAACUGGCUCUCCUUCUCUCUGCCUUAAAACUCAAUUUACUAGAGUAUGGGGAAGACCAAGCUGGAUAUUACAGUUGCAUUACCCUCAGUAACUGAGUACAUUAUGAUGACCAAGCAAAGUAGAACAGUCCAUCUUGUAUUAGAUCAGUGGUUCUCAGCCUGGGGUCCCCAGAUGUUUUUGGCCUACAGCUCCCAGAAAUCCCAGCCAGUUUCCCAGCUGUUAGGAUUUCUGGAAGUUGAAGACCAAUAAGGUUGGUCCCCCCCCCACACACACACACUGUAUUAGAUGGAUCCGUCUUCCUCAGAGUUUGAAGCUGAAGAGAAAGGGGGCUUUAGCCUUUGUGUUGUGGUUCCCCAAUUUUGGGUUUCUAGAGGACAUUGAACUAUUACACCCACCACUGCCAACAUUGACCUUGCUGACUGUGGAUGAUGGGAUGGAAAUACAGUCUAGACCAGGCAUGGGCAAAUUUCGGUCCUCCAGAUAUUUUGGACUUCAACUCCCACAAUUCUUUACAGCUGGUAGGCUGUUAAAAUUGUGUGAGUUAAAGUCCAAAACACCUGGAUGGCCAAAGUUUGCCCAUGCCUGGUCUAGAAGUACCUGGGAAGCUAAAGUUGAGAAAAUGCAUUGCUAAAGGAAGAUGUCUCUGUGUUUCUUGUCCUCUCCUUGACUUGCCGCAGUGCUAUCAAGCUCCUGGUUAGAAUUGAAAUGCAAGGAGGAGAGGAGCACCAGCAAGUCAUAAAUAAUAAUAAUAACUUUAUUUAUACCCCGCCACCAUCUCCCUGCAGAGACUCGGGGCGGCUUACAACGAGAAUAUGACAACAUAGCAUACAAUACACACAAUCCAAUAAAACAAGGAAAUUUAAAAACAAUGCAAUACAAGAUAAAAACAACAUAUUAGUUACUUUAAAAACCGGAACAUCAAAUUUUUCUGCACAACAAAGGGUGACUAAUACAUCAUUCCACCAGGUCUGAGAAUAAAAUCAAAAUGAGUAAAGAAGGAACAAGACAACAAUUUCAUUUAAAGUGCUAUAGCAUAUAGAGUGAGGGGCAAGAUACAGUGUCAAUAAGGUUGUAAACAUAGAGUAGAUACCAAGUCAGAUGGGCUAUUUAUUCAAACGCACCCUGGAACAUCCAUGUCUUCAGUUGACGGCAAAAGAUGAGCAAUGAUGGAGCUAACCUGAUCUCCCUGGGGAGAGAGUUCCAAAGCCGGGGGGCCACCACCGAGAAGGCUCUCUCCCUCAUCCCCGCCAGCUGCACCUGGUUCUCAAAUGUUUCUGAAUGUGGUUAAAAUUCUUCAAAUCAUUAUGUUCUCUCAACUGGAAUUUUCAGUCUUCCCAGUUCAAGAAUGUUAUUGGGAAAAGGUUCUUUAAAAACAGAAGAAAGAAUAGUGGGAUGUGAAAUUUUGAAUCUAAAAAAGCUCUGAUGGUCUUUUUUUAUAGUCACAGAUAAUCAUGGGCACAACAAGCAUUGCAAUCCUAACCUGAAGAUGUAUCAGCAGUAAGGUGGUACGGUUUCUAUACAAAACCUUUCUGCCAGCUGUCUUCAUUAGCCGAAAUGGCCAUGCAAGCCAGCACCAGGCUAGCUGAAGCUGUACUUAAUAAAAAAAUCUGCCAAUCUUGGUAUUUCAAAAUUGCUUCAGACAUUCCUUGUUCUAGCUUAACUUUGUGCCAACACUGUAGUUAUAUCUGUGGGAUUGCUAAAAUUUGGUUCUGUCCAAAUUUGUUUCUCCCCAUGUCCAUCCAUUUCACCUAUUUUGGUGAGCAGAAUGGUUUUGCAAGUGGGUUGUUUUAUCAUCCAAUCUGAGAUCAAAUGGUAGAAGUAGGUUCUGCCAGCAAUUAUUUAUAAUUCUCACUAUUUACAGUCUAUCCAUCUUUGCCUUAGGAUUGCACUGUCUUACUUGUAUUUGCCCUCUCUCCUGUAUCAAUUUGAAGCAAGUUGAUACUACUGCAUCCUUGAAAUUUAUCCACAACCCCCAAAAGUGAGUCUUUCAAUGUUGUCUCCUCUCCCAUUUUUUUUAAAAAGGGGGGGGGAGCUGUUAUUUGAGGAUUCACAUAUCACAACUGUGCCAAGCUCUGAACUUACAAAAAAACUGUGUUUCAGGUCCUUACAUUAGCCCCCAUCUCACUUUCUUAUUGUGGGGAUGUACAACUUUUACCCCCUGCUAGUCUAGGAAGGCUUGCUCUGGAACUGAGAAGUUUGGAUUCUGUUGACAAUAAAACCUGAAUUUCUUUCA
Anolis carolinensis (green anole) is the source of this 6486-nucleotide messenger RNA. RefSeq names its product inactive phospholipase C-like protein 2. Lineage: Eukaryota; Metazoa; Chordata; Lepidosauria; Squamata; Anolidae. The record is from RefSeq and is a predicted model, not a curated record. Gene Ontology annotation, biological process: release of sequestered calcium ion into cytosol; phosphatidylinositol-mediated signaling; lipid metabolic process. Gene Ontology annotation, molecular function: phosphatidylinositol-4,5-bisphosphate phospholipase C activity. The transcript is spliced from 6 exons. Bases 168 to 3422 code for a protein of 1084 amino acids.